UCUCGGCGCUUCCCUCUUCCCUCCGGCCCUUGGCGCUGGCAGCCCCCGAGAGCCGAGCCAGAGGCGCCCGGGAGCUCGAGGUGGAGCACGAGUCGCAGAGACGUGGACACAGGGAGGCCUGAGCCGGCGUGCGCCACUCGGGGCCGCGGCGACGCCUCCCUGCCACCCGCCUGUCCGCCGUGGAGCUGGAAGCGGGCUCCCGCCGGCCGAGACAGGUGGGCUGCGUGGCCCUGGAAGCCCCUUGUCAACGGCUCGGGCGACACCUUCCUCCAGCCCGGUGGGCUUAAAGAAAUGAAGGCUUAAGGACGAGUCGCCUGCCGCAGUAGACAGACAUGGGCUCCAACAGCAGCAGAAUCGGCGAUCUGCCUAAGAACGAGUACUUGGCCAAGCUCUCAGGCACCGAGUCUGUCUCAGAGAAUGACCCGUUCUGGAACCAGCUCUUCUCAUUUUCUUUCCCCGCACCCACCAGCAGUACAGAGACGAAGCUGUUGGAGGAGGCAACCAUCACCGUCUGCAGAUCUCUAGUCGAAAACAAUCCUCGAACAGGGAACCUCGCAGCACUGAUUAAGGUCUUCCUUUCUAGAACCAAAGAGCUGAAACUUUCCGCAGAAUGCCAGAACCACAUUUUCAUCUGGCAGACCCACAAUGCUCUGUUCAUUAUUUGCUGUUUGCUGAAAGCCUUCAUCUGUGAGAUGACUGAAGAGGAAUUGCAGGUUCAUUUUACUUACGAAGAAAAGCCUCCUGGCAGUUACAGUACUGACUCAGAAGACCUUUUGGAAGAAUUGAUCUGCUGUUUGAUGGAGCUAAUCACUGAUAUUCCACUCUUAGAUAUCACAUAUGAAAUAUCAGUAGAAGCGGUAUCAACCAUGGUGGUUUUUCUUUCCUGCCAACUCUUCCACAAAGAAGUUUUACGACACAGCAUCAGUCACAAGUAUUUGAUGCAGGGCCGAUGCCUAUCCUACACCAGCAGACUUGUGAAAACCUUGUUGUAUAAUUUUAUCAGACAAGAGAAACCGCCUCCUCCGGGAGCCCAUGUUCUCCCCCAGCAGUCCGAUGGGGGAGGACUACUCUAUGGACUUGCGUCUGGAGUGGCAACUGGCCUCUGGACUGUCCUCACACUAGGCGGCGUAGGCAGCAAGCAGCAAACUCCAGAUCUUGCUUCACCUCUGGCCAACCAGAGCCUCCUGCUUCUGCUGGCGCUGGCCAACCUGACAGAUGCACCAGACGCACCAAACCCUUACAGACAGGCCAUCAUGUCCUUUAAGAACACGCAAGAUAGCAGUCCAUUCCCCUCAUCAAUUCCGCAUGCUUUCCAGAUUAACUUCAACAGCUUGUACACAGCUCUGUGUGAACAGCAGACGUCUGAUCAGGCCACUCUCCUCUUGUAUACAUUACUCCAUCAGAACAGUAAUAUUAGAACGUACAUGUUGGCUCGCACAGAUAUGGAAAAUCUUGUUUUGCCAAUUCUUGAGAUUCUCUAUCAUGUUGAAGAAAGAAAUUCACACCAUGUCUAUAUGGCGCUUAUAAUACUGUUGAUUCUGACGGAAGAUGAUGGCUUCAAUAGAUCCAUUCACGAAGUGAUAUUAAAAAAUAUUACUUGGUAUUCAGAACGGGUUUUAACCGAGAUCUCGUUGGGGAGUCUCCUGAUACUGGUCGUAAUAAGAACCAUUCAGUACAACAUGACCAGGACAAGAGACAAGUAUCUCCACACAAAUUGCUUGGCAGCUUUAGCAAAUAUGUCGGCCCAGUUUCGCUCUCUCCAUCAGUAUGCUGCCCAGAGGAUCAUCAGUUUGUUUUCUCUGCUGUCUAAGAAACACAACAAAGUUUUGGAACAAGCCACACAGUCGCUGAGAGGCUCACUGAGUUCCAGUGAUGUCCCGCUCCCAGAUUAUGCGCAAGACCUGAACGUCAUCGAAGAAGUGAUUCGGAUGAUGUUAGAGAUCAUCAAUUCCUGCCUGACAACUUCCCUGCACCACAACCCUAACCUGGUGUACGCACUGCUUUACAAGCGAGACCUCUUUGAACAAUUCCGGACUCACCCCUCCUUUCAGGAUAUCAUGCAAAAUAUUGAUCUGGUGAUCACCUUCUUCAGCUCGAGGCUGCUGCAGGCUGGAGCGGAGCUCUCCGUGGAACGGGUCCUGGAGAUCAUCAAGCAAGGGGUUGUCGCACUGCCCAAAGACAGGCUCAAGAAGUUUCCAGAACUGAAAUUCAAGUACGUGGAGGAGGAGCAGCCCGAGGAGUUCUUUAUCCCCUAUGUCUGGUCCCUGGUCUACAACUCCGCCACCGGCCUGUACUGGAACCCCCAGGACAUCCAGCUGUUCACGAUGGACUCUGACUGAGGGCCCCCCGGCCGCCACCCCACCUCCAAGCAGCCCCCCAGUGAUUUUCUCCCUGGGGACAGAAGCAGGCAGACACAGGGCCUGCUGUCUCUUCUGCUGCUGAGGAUGACAUGAAGCGUGCUUCCCCGCCACUCUGAGUGGGGAACCUGUGCCGUUGGCAGCCGAGCACCCAGCUUAGAGUGUAGAGCGAAAGGGGGCGUGGGCACCAGCCAGUAAUAAACCUGGAAACCUGC
Molecule: messenger RNA, 2572 nt
Organism: Echinops telfairi (small Madagascar hedgehog)
Lineage: Eukaryota; Metazoa; Chordata; Mammalia; Afrosoricida; Tenrecidae
Gene: DYM
Product: dymeclin
Exons: 17
Coding region: 333-2339 (668 amino acids)
Biological process (GO): Golgi organization
Cellular component (GO): Golgi apparatus
Source: RefSeq, a predicted model, not a curated record